This is a messenger RNA of Zophobas morio, 4127 nucleotides long. Its product is annotated as structural maintenance of chromosomes protein 4-like. Bases 143 to 4054 code for a protein of 1303 amino acids. Gene Ontology annotation, cellular component: condensin complex; chromosome. Lineage: Eukaryota; Metazoa; Arthropoda; Insecta; Coleoptera; Tenebrionidae. Gene Ontology annotation, molecular function: ATP hydrolysis activity; ATP binding; protein binding. Gene Ontology annotation, biological process: mitotic chromosome condensation. The transcript is spliced from 17 exons. The record is from RefSeq and is a predicted model, not a curated record.
GCCAACUUCACGUUGACGCAAACGCCAAAUAACCGUUAAAAAUUUCAAAUGUGCCCCCCAAACAGCUCUCAAACACUUCGAUUGUGAUUGUUUACAAAUUUUAUACUAUUUUAUACACUGACUUAUAAUCCACGUGUUCGAUAUGUCUGCGGUGAAAAACAAAAAACGAAAACACUCAGGAGAGGCUGUGGAAGUCGCUCCCGAAGAGCCCGACGAUGAAUUAAACUGGUCUGACGAAGAAGGUACUGUAGUUGACGGUAUUCACAUCCCCGCGCCGGCAAAACGCAACGUUUCUGCCACCUCGAACGCACGUUUAAUCAUCCGAAAGAUCUCGAACAACUUCUUCAAGAGCUAUGCACAAGAAACGGAUCUGGGGCCCUUCUCGGUGUGUUUUAACGCCAUCGUUGGCCCCAACGGCAGCGGCAAGAGCAACGUUAUCGAUUCCAUGUUGUUUGUGUUUGGGUACAGAGCCACGAGGAUCAGGUGCAAGAAACUCUCGGUGCUCCUUCACAACUCGGAGAAGUACAGAAGCGUACCUUCGUGUACAGUCGCCGUGCACUUUUGUCAAAUCAUCGAUAAACCAGGGAACGAAUACGAGAUUGUGCCAAACAGUGAAUUUGUGGUGGCCAGAACUGCCAAUAAAGACAACAGUUCAUACUAUGAGUUGAACGGGCGGCGGGUGCAGUUCAAAGAAAUUGCUAAAUUGUUGAGGCACCAUGGGAUCGAUUUGGACCAUAACCGGUUUCUUAUUUUGCAGGGCGAGGUUGAAGAAAUCGCGAUGAUGAAGAGCAAAGGGGCUAAUGACAAUGAAACUGGGAUGUUGGAGUAUUUGGAGGAUAUCAUUGGCACUAAUCGCUACAAGAAACCGCUAGUAGAAUUGAAUGACAGGAUAGAAAACUUGUCAGUUUUGAGGACAGAAAAGUUAAACAGGCUUAUGUUGAUCGAGAAGAAGUUGGACGAACUCAAAGGACCGAUGGACGAGGCGAUCGUGUUUUUGAAAACGGAGAACACGAUUGCGACGUGCAAGAAUUUUUUGUAUCAGAGGAAUGUUUUUAAGUUGGAAGAAAAAGUUACAGAAAUUAAAGAAGACAAAGCACAAAUCAGCCAAAGUCGCAACAACAUCAUUGAAACGCUGAAAGAAAUCGCUAAACAAAAAGGCGAAAAAGAAGACACUCUAAGACAAAAAUCAUUAAAAUACGACAAACUUACCCGGAAAAAGGACCAACUGAAAGAGGCUUUCAACGCCGCCGACAAAAAAGACGUGCAACUGCAAGCAGAGAUGGUUCAGACUAACAACAAUCGAAAAAAGUACAAACAACAACUGGAAGACGAACGGAAAAAACUCGCCCAACUACAGAACGUUCCUGACGAAAAUAAAAAAACCAUCGUUGAAUGCGAAACGAAGGCAGUGCAACUGACGUCAGAAAAAGAAAAACUCGAAGCGCAAAAAACAAAACUCCUUGCCAAUAUUCGGGCGGAAACUGAAGACCUACAGAAAGAAAAAGAACGACUUGAAACCGGUUUGGGCCAACUCAAGAAGGCCGUACACGAAACAAAAUCGGCGUAUGAUUUAGCCAACGCAGAAUUGAAACUAGCUCUAAGCCAAGAAGAAACUGAACAAAAUAGGCUACAACAACUCCGCGAGAUGAUAACAGACAUAUCAGAAAAGAUAGCACAGAGAACUGAAGAGGUGGCACAAUUGCGACGAAAAAUCCCCCUGACGGAGAAAUCACUAAAUGAUGCUCAAAGAGAACUGGACAAUGUUAAGCGCGAAACGGUUCAAGUCUCACGGGAAGUUGGACAGAAACGGAUAAGCCUGCAAGAGACGAAAACUUCCAUGCAAAUGUCCAAGUCCCGUGGAAAAGUUCUGGACGCUCUGAUGCAACAAAAACGACAAGGAAAUUGUCCGGGACUUUACGGGCGUCUUGGGGAUUUGGGGGCCAUUGAUCAAAAAUAUGACGUAGCUGUGUCCACGGCGUGCGGUCCUUUGGAUAAUAUCGUUGUCGACUGCGCAAAUACGGCGCAGUGGUGCAUCGAGUUUUUGAAGCAGCAUGGGAUAGGGAGGGCCACGUUUAUUGCGCUCGAUAAGCAGGAGUAUUUGAGGGAACUGGCAAGCACGCGGAUUCAGACGCCCGAAAACGUUCACCGCUUGUUCGACCUCAUCAAAAUCCCAGAUGAGACCGUCCGUACUGCCUUUUAUUUCGCCCUUCGGGACACUCUGGUGGCCGACGACCUUGAACAAGCAACCCGAAUCGCGUACGGGGCCAGGCGUUACAGAGUCGUCACUCUUAAAGGAGAUCUCAUUGAAACCUCUGGUACGAUGAGCGGCGGCGGGAAAACGGUAAGUCGGGGCCGCAUGGGUCAGUCCGUCGUCGUGACCAACAUCAACCCCAAAGAAAUCCAGAAGAUGGAAACGCACCUAGGACAGUGCGAAGACCGACUCGUGGAACUAACCCAGAAACAGGCCACUCUAGAAAGCCAGAUCAACACCCUCCUGCCGGAAUUGAAUAUGAUGAAGCUCAACCUACAAAAAUUCAACGAGGUUUUGCAGUCUCUGAAACAGCAGCAGCCGGUGCUUCAGCAAAAGUUCAAGAACCAAGAAAACGUGGUGAAAGCGACCAAGUCCGACGCGAAGCAAAUUCAGAGAUUGACGGUGAUCGUGGAGGAGGAGAAGGACGCGUUCGAGGAAGCUUCGGCCGCAGCGCAAGAAAUUCAAUCGAAAGUUGAUAGACUGACGGAGAAGAUUAGAGAGAAAACGACCGGGAAGAUGAGGGCGGUGGAUAAGAGUUUGAAUGAGGUGUCGAAGUCGAUAGACAAGUGCAAAGCGGAGAUUACGAGGUUGAGGGUGGCCACGACGGCGUCCGAAAGGAAUGCGAAGAAGUCGGCGCAGAAGAUCACCACUUUGGAGCAGAAUAUCGUCGACGCGGAAAACAGGUUAAGAGCGAUGAAAGAAGAAAGAGAGACCAUAGAAUCGGACGGGAGAAAAUUGCUCCAGUGCAUUGAAGAAAUGGCGGAGCAGUUGGAGAAUGGCGAAGGGGAAUAUGCAGAGUUGAAGAACGAGGUGAAGGCGCUGACUGCUGAAGAAAAGAAGCUGUUGUUGAAGCAAGUGGACGUGGAUCAGACUUUCAAAAGCAUCAACGAAAAGUUGAACGAAUGUAACAGUGCGAGUCAUCAGUGGACCGCAAAGUUGGCCCAACUCAAACUGCACGACAUUCCGGAAGACUCCUCCGAAUUGAAAACGUUCACGCCUGAGGAACUCCAAUCGAAAAACCCGGAAGUGGUUGAACUCGAGCUCCAAGCGGCCCAAAAUAACAUAAAAAAUACGAAACCGAAUCUCAACGUCAUCCAGGAAUACCGAACCGGCCAAAACAACUACAUGGAAAAAGCCAAAGAACUCGAAACCAUAACAACGAAAAGAAACGACAUGAAAACCCUCCACGACAAGGUGAAAAACCAAAGACGCGACGAAUUUUUAGUGGGCUACAACAUCAUCAGAAUGAAACUGAAAGAAAUGUACCAGAUGAUAACGCUGGGCGGCGACGCGGAUUUCGAAAUUCUGGAUUCGUGUGAUCCUUUCGCCGACGGGGUGCAGCUGAAUGUGCGACCUCCACGCAAAUCUUGGAAGGCCAUUUCGAAUUUAUCAGGGGGCGAAAAAACCCUCUCGUCCCUAGCUCUAGUGUUUGCUCUCCAUUAUUACAAACCGUCUCCUUUGUACGUAAUGGACGAAAUCGACGCCGCUUUAGACUUCAAAAACGUGUCCAUAGUGGGGCACUACAUCAAAGAGCGGACUAAAAACGCCCAGUUCAUCAUCAUCUCUCUCCGUUCCAACAUGUUUGAACUGUGCGACAACUUGAUAGGGAUUUAUAAAAUAUUUAACUGUACCAAAAGCAUAACGAUCGACCCCAGAGGCUUCGACGAUAAAAAGCAAGAACCGGAGAAAGAAGUCGCCGUUCAGAGGCACGUACCCGAAAGCCAGGAGCCCGUGGCAAGGGUGGUACAGAACGAGGAUGCGGUAGUCAACGAUUCUCUAGAAGACGCGAUGGAUGUAUCAUAGUUUUAUCAUUUAAUUAUAUAAGAAGAGCAAUGUAAAAAAAUUGAGUUUAUAAAUUUGUAUUAAUUUUUUCAAA